AAAAAAGGAACGAAAUAUUUCUUUUAUUUCUUUCUUGUUUUUAUAAAAUGAAUGAUGGUAACGACUUGGAAGUAGCUUAUAAAGUUCUUUUGGAAUUAGAAACAAGGUUCAAUCAAAAGCCUCGCCCUGGUAAUUUGGGUAUUCAUGGACCACAAAUACAGGCACUCACUGGAUAUGUGCAUGUAUUUAAACAACAUCCUCAUCCACUGAUUAUCAAUACUGCUAUAUUGAAACUUGCUGACUGGUUUCGUUCUUACAAUAAUACCGUCAAGCUUUAUAUUUUAAAGGUAUUUAAAGAGGCAUCACACCAUUUGGAGAAAGUGAUGAAUGUGGAUGAAACAGUCAGACGUAUUUUACCUAUCCUUGGCAGUAAUGAUCCUAUUGCGAGAUCACUUACAUUAAGAGUUCUUGGAUGUAUGUCUUCAAUUAUAGCAGAGAAGUUGGAUGUUCAAUUUGGUAUCAUCCAAAGACUCGAAUUAGCAACCUAUAAAAUAGAGUUACAGGCAGCUAUUUGGGCAAGUGAUCAAAUAUGUGAAAAAUCAAGUCGAUUUGCUGCAGUCAUAUUUCCAAAGAUUGAUAAGAAAUUAAGAGAUUCCUUUAUCCCUCUCAGUAUUAAGUUGACAAUAGUAAAGAUAUUCAGACAUAUGCAUGAAGACAUUGGGAUGACAAGAGAGGCUCAAAAUACGUGUCUAAAUUUAUUAAAUGAUCCAAAUGCUGAUAGUGAAUUAGUCAUUGUCACCCUGAGAACAUUAACGCUCUUGAUUAGUAAAGGUGUCAUUGAUCGAAAGGAACAGAUUGAUAGAUUACUUGACUAUGCAUUGAAUGAUACCAGAGACAGCGUCCGUUAUAGCGCCCUUCAUGAUCUGUCUAUACUCCAGAAAACAUUGUAAAUUCUUUAUUUCAUACAUCAUUUUCCUAAAUUGUAAAGCAUUAUACCUAAGCCACAGACCUAUCAAAAUAAAUUAAGCCGUUAAUUUCUAUGCAC
Rhizopus microsporus ATCC 52813 is the source of this 985-nucleotide messenger RNA. RefSeq lists its product as uncharacterized. Gene Ontology annotation, cellular component: integrator complex. Bases 48 to 890 code for a protein of 280 amino acids. The record is from RefSeq and is a predicted model, not a curated record. The transcript has 6 exons. NCBI's taxonomy places the organism in Eukaryota, Fungi, Mucoromycota, Mucoromycetes, Mucorales, Rhizopodaceae. Gene Ontology annotation, biological process: snRNA 3'-end processing.